AUGUUGUCCGUCCGCUCCAGUGUCGACAGCAUCUACAGUCGGCUCAGCGGCGAGAAGCCCCUUCCCAAGCCGGCCUACCACUGCAACAUGAACCCGCAAGAGCAGUCCCUCUGGGCCAUUAUCGGUGAAGAAAAGUACGAAUACACAUGCGACAAGAAGGGCAGGGUACACAGGCGUCGUCUUACCUACGUCCAACGCGCACAGAAGCAACGUCAGUUCUUUGAGUCCCGCGUGGGUCAUGCCAUUGUCGGCGACGAGUGGAUGAGGAUGAAGCUUCCUUCCCGAAAGUGCUAGACAAGUGCAAGUGGCUGGCCGCUGCCAACAUCUCAUGGUCUACCACGUCGCAGAGGCAGUUGGGCCAUGACUUCGGUUACUGGGUCUCUGUGGCUGGAGUGCAUUCUCCAAGCUACUAUCUCUUUUGUAAUGGGUUU
Messenger RNA from Alternaria rosae, 431 nucleotides. RefSeq lists its product as uncharacterized. Lineage: Eukaryota; Fungi; Ascomycota; Dothideomycetes; Pleosporales; Pleosporaceae. Bases 1 to 294 code for a protein of 97 amino acids. The transcript has 2 exons. The record is from RefSeq and is a predicted model, not a curated record.